GAAGUAAAUCUCCAUUGUCCAAGCAACGCAGUAAUCGGUCGAAGCAUAUGAUUGCUACAAAAAUUAGUACUGUUUCUUAACUGAAAUUGUGAAUUUAUAAUGCGGAUGUGUCGUGCUACCUCGUGUGAUUCAUCACUACCCUGAUAUGGGCCAACAGAGUACCAAUAUGAUAUAGUGAUUAUCUUGUUCAUGCAAUUUUCCACGUUCUUGACGACAGACAACUACAAGGUGUUAGUCGGGAUGAAUGGGAAGUCUGGAAUUGCGAGUUUUUUAUAUGCAAGUCGGCUAAGCUGUGCUCAACAAGUUGUGUUUCGUCAUUUGUAUGUUUGUUUGAAAUAUAAGUCGAAAGAUUGCAUUGAAGGUAAUGAGGACAUUUAGCGCUGCCAAAAAUUUAGAGUAAAUAGCCGUGGUCACCUUCUUCAAGAAGCAACUUUGAUCAUAAUUUCUUUGACCAGUCUUCAUCGACUCACCGUUAAGCAUGUUGAGAGCUGCAGUUUGUGCUUUGAUUUUUUCUGCCUUCAAGAAACUUCUCGCAGUCUUCAUUUAACCUUCUAAACAUCACUAACAUCGGAUAAUGCAAAGGCCGAGCAUAGACGUCAUUGUAAUAAAUGCUGCAUUUUAUCUUAAGCAACAAAUUGCAACCUCGCGUCAAUUUUCGGUAAUAUGACAUCAUUAAACAUGCGUGUUUAAUGCAUCAAUGGAGACUUCUCAUAGACGACAUAACCGUUAAGGAAUCUUUAACCUUCAAUAUCAAGUUUCA
Molecule: messenger RNA, 760 nt
Organism: Plasmopara halstedii
Lineage: Eukaryota; Oomycota; Peronosporomycetes; Peronosporales; Peronosporaceae
Exons: 1
Coding region: 190-378 (62 amino acids)
Source: RefSeq, a predicted model, not a curated record